CGAGCCGGGGGAGCGCGGGGUGCUGCGGGCUUGGCAGAGCCGCCGCCGCCCCGUCCGAACCCUGGAUUGCCGGAGCCCUUCACCAUGCCCGGCAGGCUGUAGGUGCUUCAUGGAGCAAGCCAACUUCUACGAGGUCGAUUCCCGGCCCCCGAUGAGCAGCGGCCAGCACCACCAGCUCCAGACUCCCCUGCCCGGCAGCGCCUACGGCUACAGAGAGGCUCCCUCGGCGGCGGCACCUGCUGCGGGCGGCGCGGAGCUCGGCGACAUCUGCGAGAACGAGCACUCCAUCGACAUCAGCGCCUACAUCGACCCCGCCGCCUUCAACGACGAGUUCCUGGCCGACCUCUUCCAGCACAGCAAGCAGCAGGAGAAGCACAAGGCCGUCCUGGCCGGGGAUUUCGAUUUCCACGGCAUGCACGGGGCCGGCGCGGCCGCCUCGGCGCCGGGGCACCACCCGCAGCAGCAGCCGCUGUUCGGCUGCGCGGCCGGCUACAUGGACGGCAAGCUCGACCCGCUCUACGAGCGCAUCGCCGCGCCGGGGCUGCGGCCGCUGGUCAUCAAGCAGGAGCCCCGCGAGGAGGAGGAGGUGAAGGCGGCGGCCCUGGCGGCCCUCUACCCGCACCCGCAGCAGCACCCAUCCCACCUGCAGUACCAGAUCGCCCACUGCGCGCAGACCACCGUGCACCUGCAGCCCGGGCACCCCACGCCGCCCCCCACACCCGUGCCCAGCCCGCACCACCCGCACCAUCCGCACCCCCCGGGCGCGCUGCCCGCCGCCCCCGGCGCCCUCAAGAUGAUGCCCGCCGACCACCGCGGCAAAUCCAAAAAGACAGUGGACAAGAACAGCAACGAGUACCGCGUGCGCCGGGAGCGCAACAACAUCGCGGUGCGCAAGAGCCGGGACAAGGCCAAGCAGCGCAACGUGGAGACGCAGCAGAAGGUGCUGGAGCUCACCACCGAUAACGAGCGGCUGCGGAAGCGGGUGGAGCAGCUCAGCCGGGAGCUGGAGACUCUUCGGGGCAUCUUCAGGCAGCUGCCCGAAAGCUCGCUGGUGAAGGCCAUGGGCAGCUGUGCCUAGCCGGGCCCUUCCGCUGCUCCGUGCGCUCCGAGCGGUGCCGGAGCGGGCUCAGAUUGCGGGGGGUGGGCUUUUUUUUUUUUUCUUUUUUUUUUCCCCAACAAUAAUGACCAAUAACAGAAGCCAGGCAGCUGUAGUAUUACCAGGUCGGUGCCUUAGGGUUGACACACGAAUAAGCUGAAAAACGUGGUGGGUUUUGUAAGGAGAAAGGCAAAGGGAAGGAAGAGAUAAAAAAAAAACCCACGUGUCUACACAGGGUAAAUGACAAUAAUAAUAGUAAUAGUAAUAAAGCACAUAGAGCAGCCCAGAUGUGCCUUAAAGCUGCCUGUAGGAGCUCUGUGCCCGCAGCCUGCCGAGGAAGGAGCGUGGGGACGUGCGGGCUGCGGGGCAGGCACGGGGACGGUGGCGGGUGCGGAGCGGCAGCGGCGCCGGACCGCCCCGGGCGGCAGAGGGACGGGACAGCCCGAGAGACGGACAUCGGGACCGGCGGACAGCGCGGCCCGCGGACAGCCCGGCCUGGCAGCCGGACAGUAGGGCCGAGGGCGGCCCGGCGGAGCUCCCCGCUCCGGCGGAAAGAGCGGCGGCGACUUGUACUGUAUGUCACGACAUGGCGAAGCACAAGUGAAUAAAUACCUAUCGAUGCGGGUAUUUACUACAAACUCUCAGCGUAUUUUGCUUUCUCCCAGGACAUUCAGCUCUUCUCCGUGUCUCUGUCUGCCCAAGCUGUGCCUCAUGUAAUGUGAAAGCCUUUCCGUGUAUACUAGCUACACUAUUUUUACUGCGUUACUUAGAUCUUUGCCAUCACACCACUUUCUUAUCUGGUGACAGAGACUGUGCCCUCGUGCUGCAACGUUAUUUUAUUAUUUGUGUGGGUGGGUGGGUGAGUGAUAGCUGCGCUGCUGCGGACGGCCAAGGCCCCGCUCCGGGCCCGGGGACAGAGCCGGGGGCAGCGGGAGGGCAGCGCGGGUGUGUGCGGGGCGCGUGUGCGGCGUGCGUGUGGGGUGGGAAAGUGGACGUAUAUGCACACACAUCGGUGUUUUGUUUUUGUUUUUUUUUUUUCUAAUUUGGGAGGGGACAGCAUAUACAGUUUUGUCGGAUAGUCCUGGUUACAUUCAUAAUAAACAGCAUAUACUCUGCCA
This is a messenger RNA of Centrocercus urophasianus (Greater sage-grouse), 2214 nucleotides long. RefSeq names its product CCAAT enhancer binding protein alpha (gene CEBPA). Gene Ontology annotation, biological process: myeloid cell differentiation; regulation of transcription by RNA polymerase II; DNA-templated transcription. The transcript has a single exon. The record is from RefSeq and is a predicted model, not a curated record. Gene Ontology annotation, molecular function: RNA polymerase II cis-regulatory region sequence-specific DNA binding; DNA-binding transcription factor activity, RNA polymerase II-specific. Lineage: Eukaryota; Metazoa; Chordata; Aves; Galliformes; Phasianidae. The coding region runs from base 110 to 1078 and encodes 322 amino acids.